AUGUUGCAAUUGACUAAAAGACUGAUCUUAUCAAGAUCUAUUUAUUUCCAGACAUUCAGAAAAGUAACCACAAAAUCUCACUUAGCAUCAAAUCCAUUUACUGUUGAAAAUAUGCAAAUGAUAAGAGAAUCAAAAAAUCAAUUUCCUAAACCUAAUCUAAUUAGUUUUGAUUUAUUUGGUACUUUAUACUAUCCAAAAAAGUCAGUACCUGAUCAAUAUUAUGACAUACUGAAACAUGAAUUUGGUAUUAACAAAUCAUUAGAAUCAAUUACAAAAGAUUUUCCCAAAAUAUAUGAUGAAAUGAUGAAAGAAUAUCCAAAUUAUGGUAAAGGAAAUCCCAAAUUUGAAAAUACUGAUACUUGGUGGGCUGAAUUAGUUAAAAGAAUUUAUUCAAGUGGUGAAUCAAAACAAGAUGAUGAAAAAUUAAAUGCUUUAGCUCAUAGAUUAAUUCAUCAUUUUACAAGUAAUGAAGCAUAUGAAUUAUAUCCUGAUGUAAUACCAACUUUAAAAUUUUUAAAAGACAAAAAUGUGAGAUUAGUAGCAUGUAGUAAUUCAGAUGAAAGAGCAUUAACAAUAUUGGAAUCGUUAAAAAUAAGACAAUUUUUCCAUUGUAAUGAAAUUUUACAUUGUGAUAAUGUAUUUUUAAGUUAUAAUUUAGAUCAUUCAAAAGGUGAAAAAGUGUUUUAUGAUAAAGUUGCUUUAGUUGAAUACAAAUCAGAAAUUAAUCCAAACUAUAAGGGUAAAAAUGUACCCAUAGAAUUCUUAAGUGGUUGUUAUCAAAUUGGUGAUAAUUAUAAUGAAGAUUUUAUUGGAUCUAUAAAAUCUGGUUGGAAUGGUGUUUUAUUAGAUCGUGAUGGAUCUCAUAGUCUUAAUUUAACAAAAAAUAGAGAAAGUAAUCCUCAAUAUGAUGCUUGUGCUUUAAGUCUGCAAGAAAAAGAAUUAUCUACAAAUGAUGAUUCCGAUGAUGAACCUUUGGUGCUUGCAAAUAAUAGAAUUGUCAUUACUAAUCUUACGCAAUUAUUAAAACUAUUUGACUGGAAUUAG
Messenger RNA from Lodderomyces jiufengensis, 1044 nucleotides. RefSeq lists its product as uncharacterized. The record is from RefSeq and is a predicted model, not a curated record. The coding region runs from base 1 to 1044 and encodes 347 amino acids. NCBI's taxonomy places the organism in Eukaryota, Fungi, Ascomycota, Pichiomycetes, Serinales, Debaryomycetaceae. The transcript has a single exon.